Apiotrichum porosum is the source of this 975-nucleotide messenger RNA. RefSeq lists its product as uncharacterized. Lineage: Eukaryota; Fungi; Basidiomycota; Tremellomycetes; Trichosporonales; Trichosporonaceae. Gene Ontology annotation, cellular component: nucleolar ribonuclease P complex. The transcript is spliced from 3 exons. Bases 1 to 975 code for a protein of 324 amino acids. Gene Ontology annotation, biological process: tRNA processing. The record is from RefSeq and is a predicted model, not a curated record.
AUGCCCAAGAAGCAGGCAGCGGCGAAUGGGCCGCCUCCCCUAAGCAACAGGGACCACUUGGAACGGGCAAAUUUUGCCCUCCAGGCGAGCCUGUUCCUCCAAGCUGCCUGCGCUCCCACUUCGUCCGCCUCGGCUGCUUCGUCUUCACGACCAGCUCCCAACAAGGCGAUUCGAGACCGGAAGGGCAAGCGAAAGGCCUCGGACGACGAUGCGGUGCCGAUUACAGAUACCAUGGGACGCACCACCAUUCAGUCGUUCAACAAGUGGACCGUCCACAACCAGGUCAAGCUCGAUCCCAGCAUCAAGCGUUCCGUUUGCUCGUGUUCUGCUGUCCUUGUCCCUGGUCUGACCUGCAAAGUUCGCAUUCGAUCAAGCAAGAAUCACAUGAAUGUCAUUAUCCAGACCUGCUUGUCUUGCGGUGCUCAACAUCGCCUUCCGGCUCCGCCUGUUUGCGUGUCCAACGAAGGCAUCGACGGCCCCGUGCGCUCCUGGCGGCGAGCGAGGAAGGCCCGUCGUAGUCCUCGCCACAAGUGGGAGCAACCACAAGCUGAGGCCGUUGGACCUAACGGUGUCGAUGAAAUGGUCGGCGACGAUGGGCCAACUGUCGACAAGGGGGGCGGCAAGAAGGGGAAGAAGGGUGGCAAGGGCAAAUCUGGCAACGAGGGAGAUGGAACGCCUCUCUUGCCUGGCCAUGUGCUUUGGCGCGGCAUGGAGCGGAUCGGCGGAUGGGGAACGCGUGGCGGCGAGCCUGACCUCAACGGUGCACGACAGCAGGCUUACCGGCGCCCUAGAGUCUUUGUCGUGAGUGACGACGAGGAAGAUGAGUUGGACUCUUCCGACGACUCGGACGCGGAGAUGGACGCACCGUCAACGUGUCCCAACCCGCCCAUUCACCUCGGCCCUUCUCCAGUUCAGCGUGCCACCGCGGUGGUCGCUCCUCUCGCUCACACCGUCGGCGAGCCCCAACCUGAUUGA